Molecule: messenger RNA, 8257 nt
Organism: Etheostoma spectabile (orangethroat darter)
Lineage: Eukaryota; Metazoa; Chordata; Actinopteri; Perciformes; Percidae
Gene: mbtd1
Product: mbt domain containing 1
Exons: 17
Coding region: 137-2245 (702 amino acids)
Biological process (GO): negative regulation of DNA-templated transcription
Cellular component (GO): nucleus
Molecular function (GO): chromatin binding; zinc ion binding
Source: RefSeq, a predicted model, not a curated record
UAGGUUACGAUCGAACAUGCGCAGAUGCAACAGAGUAUUUUGUUGAUAUCCUGCUUGGUAGUAUUCAUUUAGACUUUGGAUUUUCAAAGCCAAAUUUAUCCCUAGCCUCGGGGUUUUAAUUCUAUAUGAAGGGCUAAUGGAAGACACAAGGGAUUUGGCUGAACGCACCCCGCGUUCAGAGCGGAAGCGGAGAGACUCGUUCGGGAUGUUUGAUGGCUACGACAGCUGCAGCGAGGAGUCUACCAGCAGCUCCAGCUCGGAGGACAGCGAGGACGAGGUGGUGCCCUCCAUCCCCGCCAGCCUGCCCAUCAUCAAGAACAAUGGUCAAGUCUACACUUACCCUGACGGCAAGGCUGGAAUGGCCACCUGUGAGAUGUGUGGGAUGGUUGGAGUACGAGAUGCUUUUUAUUCCAAAACCAAGCGCUUCUGCAGUGUGUCCUGUUCUAGGAGUUAUUCCUCCAAUUCCAAAAAAGCUAGCAUCUUGGCAAGACUCCAGGGCAAGCCACCAACAAAAAAGGCGAAAGUCUUGCAGAAACAACCUCUUAUGGCAAAGCUGGCUGCUUACGCCCAGUACCAAGCAAGUCAGCAGAACCUGGCCAAAUCAAAAGCUGUGGUCCCUGCAGAAACCUUUGAAUGGGGUCGGUAUAUCUGUAGCAAAAACACGAUUGGAGCUCCUGUCAGCUGUUUCAAGCAUGCCCCUAUGGGGAAAUGCUGGGGCGACAUAGAAGAAGGAGUGAGGAUUGAAGUGGUCAACACCGAUUCCAACCUCUCCACUAAGGUGUACUGGAUAGCAGAAAUCAUUAAGCUAGCAGGGUUCAAGGCUCUCCUGCGGUAUGAGGGCUUUGACAACGACACCAGUAAGGACUUCUGGUGUAAUCUCUGCAUCCCUGAAGUGCACCCGGUGGGAUGGUGUGCUUCAAGUGGCAAACCUCUUGUACCUCCAAAAAGCAUACAUCAUAAGUACUCUAACUGGAAAGCCUUUCUUGUGAAGCGUCUCACUGGAGCUAAAACGCUGCCCCCUGACUUUAAUGCCAAGGUACACGAGAACUUGCAGUACCCGUUCAAGAAGCUGAUGCGGGUCGAGGUGGUUGAUAAGAACUACCUGUGCCGGACACGGGUGGCACUGGUGGAGCAGGUAAUCGGAGGUCGCCUCAGGCUGGUCUAUGAGGAGAGCCAGGACGGGUCGGAUGACUUCUGGUGCCACAUGUACAGCCCCCUAAUCCAUAAUAUAGGCUGGUCGCGCAGCAUCGGACACCGCUUCAAACGAUCCGAUGUUACAAAGAAAAUUGAGGGUCAAGUUGAUGCUCCUGCACCGUUCUUCCAUAAGGUAAAAGAUGUGGACCAGAGUGGUGAUUGGUUUAAAGAUGGAAUGAAGUUAGAAGCCAUUGACCCCCUCAACCUCUCAGCUAUAUGUGUAGCCACUGUAAGAAAGGUGUUGGCAGACGGGUACCUCAUGAUCGGGAUCGAUGGUUCGGAGGCUGUGGAUGGAUCAGACUGGUUCUGCUACCACGGCACCUCCCCUUCCAUCUACCCUGUCGGAUUCUGUGAAAUCAACAACAUUGAACUUACGCCCCCUAGAGGGUACACUAAACUGCCAUUUAAAUGGUUUGACUACCUCAGAGAAACAGGUUCAAUAGCUGCUCCUGUCAAGCUCUUUAACAAGGAGAUUCCCAAUCAUGGUUUCCGGCAAGGCAUGAAGCUGGAGGCUGUUGAUCUGAUGGAGCCGCGGCUGGUGUGUGUUGCCACGGUGACAAGGAUUGUGCACCGGCUACUGAGGAUCCACUUUGACGGCUGGGAGGAUGAGUAUGACCAGUGGGUGGACUGCGAGUCACCUGACCUCUACCCCGUAGGCUGGUGUCAGCUGACUGACUACCAGCUCCAACCCCCCGCCUCACAGAGUAACAGAGAAAUGCCUCAAUCUGUACCCAAGCAGAAGAAAAAGGCCCAGCAGUACAAAGGCCAAAAGAAAAAGAGGAAGAUUCCAGUUGGUCGGCGGCCCUUCAGUCAGACAGGCAGGCGGAGGAGCAGCUUCUCGGGGGACGAAGAACAGAGUCCGCCCCCUUAUCCUGCCCAGGGGCCCUCUCGGCCCCGGCCCCGAACCCACCUCCACCAAACCCACAAAUCAGAGUCUCUCCUGCGAAUGAAGGAGGAGACGGCUGAGAUGGACGAGUUUACCUUCUCACAGGGCACCUCCGACCAGGAAAGCAACGGCUCCGGCAGCUACUACAUCAAACAGGAACCCUGAGGUCGGGGCGGAGAAGGACAAACCGGGGCAGGACACCUCUGGAAAACCCCAGCAAGGUCAGGAACUAGGAGAGUCAAACCAGUCUCGAAUCUCACUCAGACCAAUGCCACAGGCCUUCUACGGAGUCAGUACAGGAGAUGCUGAUGACAAGGAGAAGGGGGCACUUUCAUACUUCUGAAAAAUCCUGAAGGGAACAUCCCUCUGAACCAUUUUCUAACCUUGUAGCUGUGUGUGCACAUAAUCAGUCACAAAACCUGGGUCACAUACGUUUGGGCAUUCUCUUUCCUGCCACCUACGGAUGAAACAACAUAAUUCUCUCCUUUCCUGUCUGGAACUUCCAAUCAGACGAGAUAUUCGGAUAGAAAAAGAAAAUCAACCCUUUUCUCACCGAAAUGGGAGUCCUGCAAGUCGACACCAGCCCACCUGCCUCUGCCACAAUCUGGGCCGCGCACAGAGACCUGUAGAAACUGUGAGAACCAUUUAUUGAGCCAGGUCUAGCGUGUGUGUGUGUGUGUGCGCGUGUAUGUGUGUGUGUGUGUGCGCGUGUAUGUGUGUGUGUGCGUGCAUGUGCGUGCGUGCGUGCGUGCGUGCGUGCGUGUGUGUGUGUGUGUGUGUGUGUGUGUGUUUCAGGUCAGAGAGUCAGCCACUGAACAAACGGCCUGCGGAGAAAAGAGAGGCUGGGAGUAAGAGGAACAGAGUUGUGUAUAUUUUGAUUAUUUUCUUCUGAACAAUAUUGCCAGGUGGACUUAUCCUUUGUUAAUAGUACUUGAAGUGGGUUUUUCUUUUAUUUUGUAAUGAUUUUGGAGUUGUUUUUGUCUGAUUGUACUUUUUUUUUUUUUUUUUUUUUUUUUUGCAUUUACAUUUUGGUGGCUGUGUGGAAAACUUAAUGUGCAUUGUUCCAUAAAAGUGACUAUAUUCAUAUAGAAUGUGGAGACCUAUUCAAAUAGAACUACAGAGUAUAAAUAUAAAGGAUUGUGUUUUGAAGAGAGUUGUUAGUACAGUGCUGCUCAGCAUUACUGACUUUUUUUAGUUGCUUUAUUGCUUCCGAUAUUGGCCAGAAGACUUCCCCCGCUGCAGUCAUUUCUGAUUCAACCAUUACAGAAGAUCUAAUUCCCUUUCAACCACAUCAUUUAUUUUUUACCCCCUAAGAUUUAUCAAAGUCACCAAAAUGAAUUAGAUUCUGGAACUAAUUGUUUAUUCGUUGAUUAAUACUUUGACUAUAUAAAUUGUUAUUUGGCAUUUCUCAGCCAGCGUCUGAGGGGCGACAUUAACACUGCUCUCUCUAUUUUAGAACCAAUUUGAUGUGUGUGUGUGUGUGUGUUGUGUGUGGUGUGUGUGUGUGUGUGUGUGUGUGUGUGUGUGUGUGUGUGUGUGUGUGUGUGUGUGUGUGUGUGUGUGUGUGUGUGUGUGUGUGUGUGUGAUUACAGAAAUCCUUUCGCACAUUCCAUAUGGCUUUCACUAACACUGACAUGUGUACAUCUUAAUAUCCUUCAGCUAUAUUGAGUGGGGAAUAUCUGGUUUAUGUUACAAAACUGUGACCUUCGCACAACGUUGUCCUUUCAACCUGCCUGUAGAGAACCGUAGAUUGCGUUAGCUGAGAUAAGCUUAAUCAGGAGAGCACAUAGCUAAUGUGGGAACAGUGUACGGGGGCUUGAUACCCUGAUGUGGACUUUAAGUAGGGACCUAUCGCAGAAAUCAGAGCUCCCACAUUACAACUAACAAGCCCAGGAGUGCCCUCGCUCACAUGUGUGAGUCAUUGUGAGUAUUUCAAUUUCUUUGUGCUGUAAUUUUGAACAGAAAUGAUGACGCUGUGGAGAGAAGUCUUUUCUUCCCAUUUAAAAAAAAUAUCUAAGUUUUAAAGAAAUACUAAAUGAGAAACAGAUGAACCUAGUGACUGUAGGUGAGCUGCAGGGUGUGUUGUAUAAAAGGGAAAUCUUACUGGUAUGAUAGGGUGCACGCUGACGUGUUGUUCUCACUGUCCAACCCUACGACAUGUCCGCUGAGCUUUUACAGUCUGGGUGGAGCUGCUGUCAGGUGACGGACCUCAGACGACACAGCGGACCGAUGUGUGUUCAGCCUAACCGGACAGCUCAGUAUAUUCAGAAUAUUCAAAUAUUAUAGAUGCUGGCGGGUACUUCGCUUACAUACUGUCAAAGGUUUCACUACAGCAGUGAUUCAGACUGCAGACGUGUGUCUCUGUUGUCUUUUGGACAAUGUCUGCUGUAUUUAUACACAGAGGAGGACAUCUGGAACUCCUCCUCCUCCCUCUAUGGAGUCUGAAGUAUGCCAUCAGAGUUAUAGACUUACUCAGUAAUAAAUUAUAGUCACUCAAUACAUUUUAGAAAAGCAAAUGUUUUUUGUUUUGAUAAUGCAUUACAAAUUGAUAUUGGGGAAAAAAGCAACCCUACAUAAAAAUAUCCUUAUGAUAGUUUGAUUUAAAAAUGCAAUGGCAGCAUAGAUUUUUAUUUAAAGAAACCCCCCCCCACCCCCAUAGUGCCUUUCUCCACAGGAGCUCUGAUGGCCAGCUGUGGAUCCGGUCCACGUGGAAUAAUUAAGCAGCAUAAGAUGUGUAAGCAAAGUCAAAUUGAGAACUAAAUACGUGAUUUCUUUUUAAAUGCAUUACUUCAAGUUAAAUUCAAUUAAUGUAUCAUUGCUUUUCAAAAAUGAGUAAUUUAUUGAUGACUAUAAUUAAACACUGAAAACGUGGCACACUUAAGACUCCAUACUUCAGCCAGUGUAGCAUCAGACUUGGGUUUAUGUUAUUGAAAAUAAGAGGUUGGACUCAUCAAACUGUUUUGUCAUCCAUAUACUAAAAAGAAUGUUAAAUAUUUUGUUAGGGUAAUAUGCAAAGCAUUCAUGAUUAUUAUUUUUUUUUUUUGUAUUGCUUAGGUUGUUUUUAUGUCAGAGCCAUAUGUAUGCAAGCUAGUUUAUGUUUCACCUGAGCCACACAAUAACAGGUUUGUUGUCAAUAAUGAAACAUGAAAAUGCUUUUCCAAUAGUCUGAGGGCAGCAUUCACAUAACACAACGGCAUCUAAAAGUGGCAUAAAUACAUACAGUAUAUUAUAUAUAUAUGCUUCAUGACUAUGAUGGUAUGGAGUUACAAAAGACUAGACUCCUUUCAUUCUUCUUAGAGCUAAAUCUUUGCAGCUGUUUAUCUACUACCUCCUGAUGCUAGCCACGUUUAGCUAAAAUGAAAAUAAAAAGACCGCGUGAAAUAGACUAUGGAAUUGUGUUAGCAUAUGCAAAUGAAGAUGAUUAGCUAAAACGAUCCACUUGAAGACUAGACACCAAACAUGGAAGAAUUUUAUCACCGCACAUGACGUAGUCUUCUAAUUUGAAUGAUAUGCAAUAAUAAUAGAUCCCGUAUUAUUUUGCUAUGUUAAAUAAAAGGUAUAGCACCCUCAAAUGUCAUGAUCACUACAUGAAUAUAAUUAACAUAUGAGAUAAUUUAACAAAAUGGUAUUGUAUAACUGUGAUUUAUUUUGUGAGCGUGGGUUCACAUACAGAAAUGCAGAGCAGAUUUAAAACUUCUCAGUGACGGUAAAUGAUCCAUCAUUUCUCUUUCUACCAGUAAGGUUCAUAAGUAGAUUCUCAGGAAGAUUGUUUCUCUUUUUUUUAUUUUAUUUUUCGGGUGUAAGCGUCGUAACAAGUCUGAAUUAGCUGGGUUUGAGAGGCUCAAAUGCAAAUCAUGUGCAUCUUUUUGGUGAAAGAAAAUAACACGUAGUAACUAGAAACCUUAUGAGCAACUGAAAUAGUACUCCAGUUACAAUAGUAACCACUACACACACGAUGCUGUAAUGUCAUAUGAAACUCUUGGAUUUAUUUACUUUUCAAGCAAAUUUCUUUUUCAAUUGUUGCACACAAAUUCAGAUAGAAGAUCCUUAAAAAUUAUAUAUAGUCUAGUUCAUUUUUAUCUUAAGUCUUGUGCGAUAAUUAUCAUCAUCAUCAUUUCACCUCUUGUUUUAGACAUGUAUUAAACUCUUUCGAAGUCAAAUUUUUGAAAUUGCACCAUUUUAAACUAACCUGACAUACAAUGAAAUCAUAGCAGUUCAAAUGGGUAGUUUUCAGAGUUAAGUAUAUUAAUACUCUCAAUUCAGUGGUAUUAAAAAUGAAGUAUCCCGUAGUGGUUACAUUUCACAUUGAGGUAUUCAUUUGCUUUCCAGACUAAUUGUUAGGGCCGUUUUUUACUUCCAUAUUAUUCAAACAACAGUUGUCUUAUCUCACUAGCAACUUCAUGUCUUCUUGUCCAUGUUUGUAGUUUUUCUUGUUAAAUUCUUCAUGGAAAUGAGUCACAAACGUGGCUGGAUGUGUGUUGCUUUCUGUAGCGUGAUUUGUUCUUUUUGUGGCUUCCGCUUUUUCUUUUAUUUCUUGACGGGAUAUGAGAUUUGUUUUUGUUUUUUUUUACCAGUUUUUCCUUCCUUCCUUUUGAUUUGUCUCCUGAUCAGAUUGGAUACAAAGCGCAGCUGAAACGCUCAGCUUCUAAGACCAAAUGAGCAAUAAAAGACAGUGUGUCACAAUCAUUUGAUGCAGACAGGUCUCAGGUUCGGAUCUGUCACACCAGUUAUUUCCUUCUGACGUUGGAUGCAUAAAGUACUCCAUGACCAAACUGCAUUAAUAUCUUAGUACAAAAAAAAAUAAAGAAAGACUCUUCUAUGGACUAACUGCUGCUACCCUCUUCUAGAUUAACCCUAAAUAAUCAAAUGCACAAUCAACACUGUUUGGGAUCUGUUUCUCAUGUUUCCUUGUAGAUAUUAAACUUUAUUGUUUCACCUUGAUCCCCGAAUCUAAGAAUGGAACAGGCUUGUCCUCCGCCCACGGGUCGCUGUGUAUUUAAAGUGUUUGGGCAUCAGUAGGUGGAGGUGGAGGUGGAAGCAGUGGGUUGACGUGGGAUUGGCUGCGCCGAUCUGCUCCAUGCAUGUAGAACAGAACACGUUGUGCCGAUGUUGUGCUGAGCUUGUUUUUUUUGUUGUGACCGUCAUUGGUUGUUCUCCGGCCUGUGUACUUCCUCUGCCGCUGUAAUCGACGUAUGGAAGCCCAUUGCUGCCACGAAUAUUAAGAAAAUAUAUUAAAGUUGGGCUUGAUGUAAAAUACUCAUGCAAGGCCCACAUUUUUAAGAAAUAGGACAAGAUACUCAUUCAAAAUUCUGACUUACUAAUGCAUGGUGCGUACUUAAAUUAAACAUUCAAAGACAAUUAAAAAAAUUUAGCUCUUCUCAAUGUUGACCAAAUUUUCAUAGCUAUCUUAAUUUUGGCUUAGAAGGUCAACAUUAUUACUUGGCACCUCACAAUUUGGACUAUCAAACAUGUGAUGCCUUUCAUGUUGACUAUUAUAAUUUUGGCAUCAAAUGUGGAGGUGUCUCAUAACUGAAAAGUAAAUUUUGAUUUGCGGAGUAUUUGUUCUUUCCCUGAGAGUAAUGGGCCUCCAUACCAGGACUCUGCAGAGUUCCUCCUGCCCCUGGACGGGUUCUGCCAGAUGUGCACAGUGGUGAGGAACCGGCUGGAGAUGAAUAUUUGUUUUUUUCUUGGAUACUAACACGGGUCUUUUGUAUGUGAUAGCCCCCCUGAUUAUAUUAAACCAUUAUAUUGUGGUGCUAUAUAUAUUUGAUAAAAAUGACUUAAUGUAUUGGGAUUACUAUUGUCUGAAAAUAAUUGUGAGUUUAGAGGGUUAUGGUGCAAAAUUUAUUUUGGAUACAAAUGAGAAAAAAAAAAAAUCUAUGUUAAUAGUUAUAAAUCUAUUGAUAUUAACAUUGACCCCUGAGGUACAUUAUUAGAUUGCAGUUUAAAGUUUGUACAUCUUUUUGAUAGUGUAUACCAUUUUCCUUUCAUAUGGUAAAUUUGUGCUGUGAUCGAGCUUUGAUAGACUUUGUAAAUAAAGCCAAAUGUUUGGAUCAUAUAUUGGUUGUAAUGGAUGGCUUCUUUGUUUACAACUGUCCCGCAUGGCUGUGAAAGUUUAUCUGGUGGUUUUUGUAAGAUCGGACUUUUACACUGAAUAAAAAGGCUUACGACUUCAAA